Molecule: messenger RNA, 1421 nt
Organism: Mangifera indica (mango)
Lineage: Eukaryota; Viridiplantae; Streptophyta; Magnoliopsida; Sapindales; Anacardiaceae
Exons: 6
Coding region: 244-1080 (278 amino acids)
Biological process (GO): mRNA splicing, via spliceosome
Cellular component (GO): U12-type spliceosomal complex
Source: RefSeq, a predicted model, not a curated record
ACACGGAAUCCACGUGUGGGUUAGAUAAAGCGAGUAGGGCAGCAAACGCGUACAGUUUAAUCCCGCCCAUUUCUCCAAAAAUAACAAAAAUAAAAUCGCGCUCGCAACGGUCUCUUCCGGAAACAAGUAAAGAAGCUAAAGGAGAUCGGAUGGUGUGUCAGCUAAUCUUAUAUUCCCCUGAUUGUACUUAGAAACAAAAUCAAAGAGGAAAAGAAAAGUUUAAACUAAUACAGAGACUGUGUAAUGAUGGUGCGCGUUUUGGUAGAGAGACGAUGCGUGGCUCCGGUGACGGUUAAGGACGAUGGUGGUCAUAAUCUCCGUCAUAAUCACGGCCAUGGCCGCGAUCAUGAUGAUCUUGAUUUUUAUGAAUAUAAUGAUGAUUAUGAUUAUGAAGGUAGUGUUGGACAGAAGCUUACGUAUGCGAGGCUUCCCCAAACUCAGCUCACGCUCUCUGUUUUCAAGCUCGACGGUUCUUUCUUCGAUGUGCAUGUUGCGAGGAAUGUCACAGUGGCAAAGCUUAAAGAAGCCAUAGAGGAAGUUUUUGCUUCGUCACCAAGGGACGGCCAAGGACAAAUUUCAUGGAUGCAUGUUUGGGGACAUUUUUGCUUAUCAUAUGAAGGUCAAAAGUUGGUUAAUGACAAAGCUCGCAUUCGGGAUCUUCGGAUCAAGGAUGGUGAUCAGCUUCAAUUUGUUAGGCAUAUGUCCAUCGACUACUUACAUUCAAAAAGACUGGCUAGAACUCAGAGUGCUGCUUCCACCAAGCUUUCAAUGUCAUCAUCAGGGUCAGGUGCUCAGAAAGAGACAAGAUAUACUUGUCUUGCUGAUAAAGACAAUUUAGAAAAUCAAGAGGACAGCAACAGCUACUACAACCAUGAACAUAUGGAGGAAAUAACUGCACCAGAGUUCAAACUGGCUCACUUCCUAAGAGGGUGGUUUUCAUGCGCCAGAUUGUGGGGCGUUUCAAGAAGGACAUCAGAAGGCAAGAGCUGUCCUUCCAGAUUCGCUCGACAUUACUUAGGGUGUGUUGUACCACGGGAGGGUACAGCUUUGACACUAAUUAGGCAUGGUUAUAGAAUGUAGUAGGCCAGAGUAAGAACAGUGCAUCUUGAUCUCUCCAAUCUAAGGAGUCAGGAAACUCAGAACUAGUUCACUGUUCAUAUUUUCUGGCUCUGUACAUUGGAUGUUAGAUGUUCACUGAAAGCAGUUCUUUUGUUUGAUCAUUCUGUCGGUUUCACCAGGUGAGAUUUUGAGAUUUGCAAUGGCUGAGCAGAAUGCAUAGCCUUAUCAUAUUCGGGGUUUUUUGCUGGUUUAGUAUUCUUGAAUUGAUGACAAUUAUUUCAUUCAUUUGCUUAUAGUUGUCACUGUAUCUAAUUCUAUCAAAUGGCAAUAAAUUCUUUUUAUUAAUAGAUACUUUCACGUCA